Molecule: messenger RNA, 3695 nt
Organism: Acipenser ruthenus (sterlet)
Lineage: Eukaryota; Metazoa; Chordata; Actinopteri; Acipenseriformes; Acipenseridae
Exons: 2
Coding region: 1449-2633 (394 amino acids)
Molecular function (GO): nucleic acid binding
Source: RefSeq, a predicted model, not a curated record
UCAGAAUGCUGCCCUUGCAACCUAGCGGAACGAGAUCUACUAUGUAAAUUCAAUUGUGAAAUUAAAUGUGAGCAAAGCGGAGUUACCGUCUCGUGUCCCUUGAUGAUGGCCCAAAUGAUUGAGACCCGUAGUUGGUUCUAUUCAUGGGAUAUACAAAACGGAGGUGAAUAAAUUGAGGAAUUAUUUAAAUUGGCUCGACAACAUUGGGGUCAUGAAACUGGGUUUAUAUCACCUUAUGCCUUACAUUGCACUGCCCUGUACUCACCUUUAUCAAGAGAUUAUGAAUUUGAGAGAGAGAGGUUAGCACAACCUCCAUCUAACGAAACAAUUACGUGCAGCGCCUUGUAUAUAGGUUUACGCUUUUGUGUUGCAGCCAUUAAACUAAAUAGCGAUCAGUUUUUACUUUACCACACAACUGACUCUGUGCCACAUAUAAGCAUAGCAAAAACCGAUGAUGUAGAGUGGAAAGAUACUGGUGUCUGGCUUAAGUCUGUGUUGCAGGUGACUGACUGGCAAAGUGAAGACGGGUUCAAAUUCUCCCCCAGUGCUCGCGCUGUUUGCGCUCCUUUCUUUUGGGUCACGCCAACGGGGAAUCCAUGGGGCAGAGAACCGAGAUGCGGCCCCUGAGGAGGCACUGGGAGGCACGUUUUCACCCUUGCUGAUCGGCCUCCCCGAUUCUCUAUGGGCAAAAGAUAAGUAUGAUAUUGGCCUUAUGAAAGGGGCAGAGCCCCUAACAGUCACACCAAAAAGCACACACCGGCCUAGCCGCGCCCAGUAUCCUCUCAGCAAGGAAGCACAGGAAGGCAUUGCUCCUGUGCAUGCGUCUUUGGUCUCUAGAGGAGAAUCGUGCCCUGCCCAGACUCGCCUUGCAACACCCCGAUUCUCCCGGUCCGCAAAGCCUCGGGAGAAUGGCGAUUUGUCCAAGACCUCAGGUUAGUAAAUGACGCGAUACAUGCAAGGGCCCCUAUUGUGCCAAACCCAGUUACUGUUUUGUCAGCUGUUCCCCCAAGUGCAAAGUGGUUUACUGUUAUUGAUUUAGCAAAUGCAUUUUUUAGCAUCCCCGUUGCAAGGGACUCAUAGUUUUGGUUUGCUUUCACCUUUAUGGGGAAACGGCCUCAAGGGUUCACCGAGUCACCAGCUGUCUUUUCUGCCGCUUUGGCGCAGAAUCUGGAGGGUUUUAUUCCCCCUGGUGGAAGCAAACUCAUAGAGUAUGUGGAUGAUUUGCUUUUAUGUUCUGAAACUCAGCACGCGUGCGAAACUGAUACAAGAGCUCUUUUAGAGUACCUAGCUUGUAAUGGCCAUAAGGUAUAAAAAAAAAAAAAAAGCUGCAGCUCGUGUCACCAUCUGUAAAAUACUUGGGACACGAUAUUACACCGGAAGGCAGGAAAUUGGGCCUGGAGCGUGUCACUGCAAUUCUGACACUGCCCCAGCCUGCCACAAAAAAACACAUGAUGACGUUGCUAGGUAUGGCUGGCUACUGUAGAGCUUGGAUUCCAGAUUACGCUGCAGUAACUCAGCCCCUAGCUGACUUGAUACAUGGCCAUAAGAUGACUAUGAAAGACACAAUUGACUGGACUCCUGACGGACUAACUGCCCUCAAAAAACUUAAACAACUCUUGUCCUCUCCGCCCUGUCUUGGGUUACUCGAUCACUCUAAACCUUUUAACCUGUUUGUUUGUGAAAAGGGAGGAUUCAUGUUGGCAGUACUGACACAAGAGCAUGGGGGAAAACAACGUCCUGUGGCUUUUUACUCUAAGCGCCUUGAUAACGUAGCCCGAGGGCUAGUCUGUUGCUUGAGAGCGGUGGCCGCUGCCACUGAAGCUGUGCUGGCUAGUGCUGACCUAGUUGCAAUGUGCCCUCUAACUGUACAUGUUCCUCAUGCAGUACAUGCUCUCAUUUCACAGGCCAAGACAGCACAUCUGACUCCAGCUCGUCUAUUACAUUACCAGAAUGUAUUAAUGACCAUGUCACAUGUUGUGCUAAAACGCUGUACUGUGCUUAACCCUGCUACACUUCUUCCUACAGAAGCCGAUGGAGAGCCUCACGAUGGAGAGCCUCACGAUUGCACCACCUUAGUAGAACAGGUCUGCAAGCCACGACCCAAUCUUACUGAUGUGCCCCUAUUGAACGCUGCUGUAUGUAAAUGCCAGGCACACACUAACGCUUCUGAUCCUGUCUCUCAAGGGAAUGCUGUUGCAGAUGCUGCUGCUAAAGCAGCGGCCGCAUCAACUCAGGCCCCUGUGCUCCAAAUGGUGUCAUUACCUGCCUUAACUGAAUCUGUAUUUUCUUUACAGGAUGUAGCUGACUUACAACACAGUGUGGGACCUGCCGAGAUAGCUCUGUGGAAAAACAAAUGCUCUUAUGAUUCUACUCAUAAGAUUUGGGUAAAAGCCGCCCUACCCGAGCCGAAGGAGGGGGCACUCCACAAGCUCCUGCCGGGGGACUGGGUGAUCAUCAAAGACCUCCGCCGGAAGCAUUGGCAUCAACAACGCUGGACAGGUCCGUUCCAGGUGCUCCUGACAACGCAGACAGCGGUGAAAGUCGCUGAACGAUCAACGUGGGUCCACGCCAGCCACUGCAGAAAAGUGCCCUAUAGCCCGAAGGGAGAUGUAUCGCCCCCUGGAACAACGUAGACGGCUCGGAUGGCCUUGGGACAGUCAGCUUUGGACCCCCAGAGUCCUGACUGUUAUUUUUCUUGGCAGCAUAUUAAAUGUGUUUCUCAUGUGGCUCUUAACUGAACUAAAAGAUAAUAAAAAAGAGCCAGAUAUUACAAACCACAGCUACGCUGAAAAUCGCACAGAACUCAGAACAAAAACAACAUUGCACACAUGGAGUGCAGAACAUGAUCGAAAACAUGCGGACAAUGGUUGGUGGGCAAUGCUCAACCAUACUGUACGGAACACUUUGAACAUUACUGACACUGGUUUAUAUAUGAUGUAGUGAUAUUGUUGUUGUUUUUGCUUAUCAUAACCUGCGUGAAAAAGUUAUGUACUAAAAUUGUUGACACUGUUUUAAACAUGCCCCUGCUUACUAAUGAUGACCAGUGUAAUGAUUCAAAUGAUGACCCUUUCAACAAAAUGGCAGAUGACCUGAUGAGUUAAGAUAGUGGGGAAAAUCUGCAAGCGGGAUACGUUGGGUCGUCACUUUGUUCAUAUUACACUACAUGUUAAACUUUGUAAAUCUCGCUUUAACUUGUACUAUUGUGUGUGUUUGAAUCCAUUUUCUGAAGAUGGUUGAGACAAAGUCUCAAAAGAGAGGAUAUGUAAUAGAAAUGUUACAGAAAAUAGAACUGACUCGACAUAAUGUACUGGCAUUUUGUACUCCCAUAAUCUUGCUCACAUAACCUUGUAUGCUUUGCUAAAGAUAAGGAACCGCAAGAUGCCUACACUGCAGCUGCGGCUGUGAGAUAAAAGGAUGAGCCAGACGUGUCUUUUUACACGUAUACCCAAACCACCCAUCCUUUUUAUCUGCUUGCUUAGUUUUAUGCCACGUAUGCAUAGUUAUAAGUUUUCUCUUAUAUGCUAAUACCUGAAUCAUCAUUGGCUAACCCUCUGCCUUGCUGACAGUUUUAAGGUAUAUAAGAAACUGAUCUAACUCUGUAUGUUGGAACACUGCUCGAUGAUUAUCUAGCACCCUGUGUGCUGAGAGUGUUCUCAGUUUGCAAACUUAAGAAAUAAAGGCCUGUGUGUUUGGAA